Messenger RNA from Cryptomeria japonica (Japanese cedar), 2008 nucleotides. RefSeq lists its product as uncharacterized. The transcript is spliced from 10 exons. The record is from RefSeq and is a predicted model, not a curated record. NCBI's taxonomy places the organism in Eukaryota, Viridiplantae, Streptophyta, Pinopsida, Cupressales, Cupressaceae. Gene Ontology annotation, molecular function: oxidoreductase activity. The coding region runs from base 117 to 1751 and encodes 544 amino acids.
CCUAUAACAGAACCAACGGACAUCAAGUUAAUUUUAAAAAAACAAAAGCAAUGGUUUGAGUUUUUAUUUAAUCUGCAGCGUAUGGGUGUCAUCCAAAUUUAGCAAGCCGGUUUGCAAUGGCUUGUGGAGGAUUGAUGGUGAAGGCAAGCACUAGCUUUCAGUGCAGGGCUUACCAGACAGCAGCAAGCGAAAAUGGUGGCGAAAAGAGUGCCCGAAAAUUGAGGGCUGUGGUUGUGGGAGGCGGAUGGGCUGGAUUUGGCGCUGCACACACUUUAGCCAAAGCUGGAGUUGAGGUAACUCUGCUGGAUGCUGCUCUUUCUCCUGGAGGUCUCAGCACAGGCUUUAGGUCUGCUAAAGGAAAGCCAGUUGAGGCUGGCAUCAAAGGAUUCUGGUGGCAGUAUCGCAAUAUAUUUUCUCUAAUCAAAGAGCUUGGAAUUUCUUGGCCAUUCACCAACUGGACUAGAAGUUCUUUCUACAAUGCUUCUGGGAUUCAAGUUGAAGCCCCUGUCUUUAACGAACUGCCUCGACUUCCAACACCUUUAGGUUCUCUUGUUUACACAUCACCAUAUUUCAGGUCUCUUUCAGUGUUGGACCGUCUAUCAGCUUUGCCUCUAGUUAAAGCACUAAUAGAAUAUGAUGUGGAUGAGAAAGCUUACAUGUCAUAUGACUUCAUGACUGCAAGACAACUUUUUCGUGAGGGAGGCAUCUCAGCUCGACUUUAUACUGACUUCUUGGAACCUUUCCUUCUGGUUACUUUAUUCGCUUCUCCAGAAAAGCUUUCAGCUGCAGCAGCUUUAGGAACUUUAUACUAUUAUGCCUUAGCCCACCAACAGGAUUUUGAUGUUUGCUGGUGCAAGGGGCCUGUGGCUGAGCUCAUAUUCAUUCCAUGGAUUCAUGAAAUAGAACGGUUAGGUGGAUCCAUUCUUCAGGGAAUAUAUGUACAGGAUGUAGUACCUUGUGAUAAUUCAGACAGAAUCACAUCUGUUAUAGCAGUAAAUAAACGUGGAGAUGCAGAGCUCUAUAAUGCAGAUGUGGUAGUUUUUGCAGUGGGAGUAAAGGCUAUGCAGAAAAUUGUUGCAUCAUCCAUGACCUUAGAAGCACAUGAUGAAUUUGUUUCAGCCUCGAACAUUGGGAGUAUUGAUGUAAUGGCUAUUCGAUUAUGGUUUGAUGCCAUGAUUCCACUUCAGAACCCUUCUAAUGUGCUGGCUGGUAUUGGACCUGGUGUUGGUGCUACAUUAUUUGACCUUAAUGCGUUGCAGGAAGAAUUUUCAACGGAUAUGGGAAGUGUCAUGGAGGUUGAUUUGUAUCAUGCAAACCCGUUUAUUCCUUUAUCAGAUAACAUGGUCAUCGAAAAGAUCAUGAAGUAUUUGAUUCAGUGUGAUAGCCGUUUUGGCAAUGCCCAAAUUAUUGACAGUAGCGUUCUUCGAUACAAGGAGGCUGUAACCCUUUUUGGUCCAGGUUCACACCAGUAUAUGGCAUCAACUGAGACCAGCUUCUCAAAUGUAUUCAUCGCUGGUGAUUGGCUCAAGCAAGGUCCAGGUUCACAUGGAGCCCGAGGGCUCUCUCAAGAAAAAGCCUAUGUUUCUGGACUAAUAGCUGCAAAUGCAGCUGCCAGAUAUCUUGGAAUAGAUUUCCAUGUAGACAUAAUUAAUACUGAAGAAGAUGAGCCUCAUGUCGCAGCAGCUAAAUACAUGGUGAGAGAGAUGAGGAAGACUGCACAAAACUUGGGUAUUGACUACCCUUUCCUAUGAAAUUUCGAGAGUGUGGACUGAAGCAGACAGCAGAUUCACUUGCUCGAACUCAGAAGAUAAGUAUUUGAUAUUUGUAAUUUUUUGAUCCCGAAACAUUUACAUGUUGCCUGAUAGCUAUUAAAGUCGCAUAUCUUAUAGUGAAGUGCUUGUUUGAAAUAAUUGAAUGCAUUCAUUAGGCUGUAUUCGUUACCCUACAUUGCCAUCCUUGUAUCACUUGAAACAAUCUGUUAACCAUGAGAAUGAACUGUGAUUUUUCA